Molecule: messenger RNA, 489 nt
Organism: Penicillium angulare
Lineage: Eukaryota; Fungi; Ascomycota; Eurotiomycetes; Eurotiales; Aspergillaceae
Product: trafficking protein particle complex subunit
Exons: 3
Coding region: 1-489 (162 amino acids)
Biological process (GO): endoplasmic reticulum to Golgi vesicle-mediated transport; regulation of GTPase activity
Cellular component (GO): cis-Golgi network; TRAPP complex; trans-Golgi network
Source: RefSeq, a predicted model, not a curated record
AUGUCGUUUGAUGCGUCAGCUUCGCUGACUAUCUCCGAUCCCAAUGCUCGUGCCCUCAGCUCCUCCUGUUUUGACUUCCUGCUCAUCGAGCUGGUCCCGAUGGCCGAGCGUCUGGCCAAACAGCUGUCCACCAAUGACCAUGGACCCGAAGACGGAGAGAUUAGAGAAACCACAUUUUUCCGACUUGAAUCCUUAGGAUACCGAGUAGGGCAAGGACUUGCAGAAAGGUUCUCCCGCGAUCGACCCCGUUUUACCGAUAACUUGGACGUCAUAAAGUUUCUCUGCAAGGAUCUAUGGACGGUGUUGUUCAGAAAGCAGAUCGAUAAUUUAAAAACCAAUCACCGGCGCAACCACCAAGUCUUGCCUCGCAAUACUAAAAGAGAAUGGGAGCAGGGAGUCUACGUCUUGACGGAUAGCGCGUUCAGACCAUUUGCCCGUAUGAGCAUGACGGCACGCGGCGAAGCCGUAUCGAUGGCACAGGCGGUAUGA